This is a messenger RNA of Aspergillus fischeri NRRL 181, 783 nucleotides long. RefSeq lists its product as uncharacterized. Lineage: Eukaryota; Fungi; Ascomycota; Eurotiomycetes; Eurotiales; Aspergillaceae. The transcript is spliced from 2 exons. Bases 1 to 783 code for a protein of 260 amino acids. The record is from RefSeq and is a predicted model, not a curated record.
AUGCCUACAUCUCGCAUAAGAUGGGACGACUGGAAGGACAAGGUGAUGCUAAUGGCAGUGUUCGAGCAAAUGAACAUGACCUCUCCCGACUUCAAACGUCUCUCCAAAGUGAUGUGUGGAGAUUACAGUGCGGACGCUCUGAGGUGCGGCCGAACCUACAGAAACCGCUUCAGGGCACUCAACAAAGAGGCUGCGGCUAUCUUGCGUGAUCGCCAGCGCCAUGCCGAAUCGCGAGAAAUGACAGACGACACUCUUCCCAUGAUGUCCGGAGCCAUGAACGGAUCAGACGAGAAUGAUGGACUGGUCGUCCGAGAGGUUGCGCUACGAAGCGAGCUUACGCCCCCUCCGAGCGAGCCGUCCCCCAGCAUGCAAUCGAGGCGCUGCCCUCAACAGACACAGAGAGUCAUGCCGGAAGUUAUCACACCGAACUCUCAGCCUUCCAGCAUUGGUCGCCACGCACAGAGCAACGGCGUACAAUACCAGCAGCACACGAGUUUGGACUACGAUCCAAAUGUGCACCCUGCACGCCGUCCUCAGUGCUCCCACGAAGCAACCUCCCCGGCUCGUCCGUACAACCAUCCUCGCAGCUCUCCUCAAAUACCGUCAGGCGGACGUAACUUUCCUCGUGGACAGCAAGAGCGAGGCUGGGAUCAGACUCUCAGGGCCAGGAAUACUGGCGGAAGGCCUUUCAAGCCGCCGCGAAAUAAAAACAACCGUCAGCGCAAUAUUCCCCAGAUGACCCGAGUCGAAAUUAAUCAUGGACCUGUACAUACCAAAUUUUAA